AUGGCCACCACGGCCGAGCUCUUCGAGGAGCCCUUUGUGGCAGAUGAAUACAUUGAACGCCUGGCAUGGAGAACACCUGGAGGAGGUUCCAGAGGUGGAGAAGCUUUUGAUCCGAAAAGACUAUUGGAAGAAUUUGUAAAUCACAUCCAAGAAUUACAGGUAAUGGAUGAAAGGAUUCAGAGAAAGGUUGAGAAACUAGAACAGCAAUGCCAAAAGGAAGCAAAGGAAUUUGCCAAGAAAGUACAAGAGCUGCAGAAAAGCAACCAGGUUGCCUUCCAACAUUUCCAAGAACUAGAUGAGCACAUCAGCUAUGUCGCAACUAAGGUCUGUCACCUUGGCGACCAACUGGAGGGGGUAAACACGCCACGGCAACGGGCUGUGGAGGCUCAGAAGCUGAUGAAAUACUUUAAUGAGUUUCUGGAUGGAGAGCUGAAGUCUGAUGUUUUUACAAACUCUGAAAAGAUUAAGGAGGCAGCUGAUAUUAUUCAGAAACUUCAUUUGAUUGCACAGGAACUGCCUUUUGACAGGUUUUCUGAAGUAAAAUCAAAGAUAGCAAGUAAGUACCAUGAUUUAGAGUGCCAGCUAAUACAAGAGUUUACCAGUGCACAACGAAGAGGGGAAAUAUCCAGGAUGAGAGAAGUAGCAGCAGUUUUGCUUCACUUUAAGGGCUAUUCCCAUUGUGUUGAUGUGUACAUCAAACAGUGUCAAGAGGGUGCAUUCCUGAGGAAUGACGUCUUUGAAGAUGCAGCCAUUCUCUGCCAGCGAGUGAAUAAACAAGUUGGAGAAGUCUUUAGCAAUCCAGAGACUGUGCUGGCCAAACUAAUUCAAAAUAUCUUUGAAGUUAAACUUCAGAGUUAUGUGAAGGACCAGCUUGAAGAAUAUAGGAAAUCAGAUGCAGAACAGUAUCUUAAGAAUCUCUAUGAUCUAUAUACAAGAACUACUAAUCUGUCAAGCAAAUUGAUGGAAUUUAACUUGGGUACUGAUAAGCAGACUUUCUUGUCUAAGCUUAUCAAAUCCAUUUUCAUUCCCUACUUGGAGAAUUACAUUGAGGUGGAAAUUGGUUAUUUGAAAAGUAGGAGUGCUAUGAUUCUGCAACGCUAUUAUGAUUCCAAAAACCACCAGAAGAGGUCCAUUGGCACCGGAGGUAUUCAGGACCUCAAAGAGAGAAUAAGGCAACGUACAAACUUGCCGUUGGGGCCAAGCAUUGACACACAUGGAGAAACUUUUCUGUCACAAGAAGUGGUGGUUAACCUUCUACAAGAAACUAAGCAAGCUUUUGAAAGAUGUCACAGGCUCUCUGAUCCAUCUGACUUACCCAAGAAUGCUUUCAGAAUUUUUUCUAUGCUUGUAGAGUUCUUAUGCACUGAACACAUCGAUUAUGCAUUAGAAACAGGCCUUGCUGGCAUUCCCUCUUCUGAUUCAAAGAACGCAAAUCUCUAUUUCUUGGAUGUUGUCCACCAGGCCAAUACUAUUUUCCAUUUAUUUGACAAACAGUUUAAUGAUCAUCUGAUGCCAUUAAUCAGUUCUUCUCCUAAAUUAUCUGAAUGCCUUCAGAAGAAAAAGGAUAUCAUAGAACAAAUGGAAGUGAAGCUGGAUAUGGGCAUUGAUAGGACACUGAAUUGCAUGAUUGGACAGAUGAAGCACAUCUUGGCUGCAGAGCAGAAGAAGACAGAUUUUAAGCCAGAAGAUGAAAACAAUGUUUUGAUUCAAUAUACUAAUGCUUGUGUUAAAGUCUGUGGCUAUGUUAGAAAGCAAGUGGAGAAGAUUAGAAAUUCUAUGGAUGGUAAAAACGUGGACACAGUUUUGCUGGAGCUUGGAGUUCGUUUCCAUCGACUUAUCUAUGAACACCUACAGCAAUAUUCCUACAGUUGCAUGGGAGGCAUGUUAGCUAUUUGUGACGUGGCUGAAUACAGGAAGUGUGCCAAAGACUUCAAGAUUGCGCUGGUGUUACAACUCUUUGAUACCUUGCAUGCACUUUGCAAUCUUCUGGUUGUAGCCCCGGAUAAUUUAAAGCAAGUUUGCUCAGGAGAACAACUUGCUAAUCUGGACAAGAACAUCCUUCACUCCUUUGUUCAGCUGCGUGUUGAUUAUAGGUCUGCUCGUCUCGCUCGUCACUUCAGCUGAGAGCAGGGAGCUGUACCUUCGGGCAGGCCUCAGUUGUUAGAAAGCACAGGGAAAGGUUUCUUACCAAACCAUGGUUAUAACUUUUGUGGAGUAAUGACUGUUCAUAAUAAAGCAGCAGCAGCCAUAUUUAAACAUGAUUAUAUGGAAGGUGAGCAGGUAAAACUCUGAAUGAUAUUUCAUGGAAAGCUAAAGCUCUCCCAGUGAAGAGAAUCUACUUCCUACUGAUUUUUUUUUUUCUGUUGGAAACAUGUUGGUGUAGGAGAGCAAGCAGUGCAUUGAAAAGUAUUUUAGUCUUCAAUAUUGAAUUAUCAGAUACCAUUUGUUAGACUUGAACUACAGAGCAUAGCGUAGGUAAUGGAUUACAUAGAAUAGACCAGUGUAAAAACAUUCUUCAUCAAUUUUAAUGACUUAGA
This is a messenger RNA of Indicator indicator, 2537 nucleotides long. It is a transcript of the gene EXOC5, whose product is annotated as exocyst complex component 5. Gene Ontology annotation, biological process: exocytosis; Golgi to plasma membrane transport. Gene Ontology annotation, cellular component: exocyst; cytoplasm. The transcript is spliced from 18 exons. The record is from RefSeq and is a predicted model, not a curated record. Bases 1 to 2124 code for a protein of 707 amino acids. Lineage: Eukaryota; Metazoa; Chordata; Aves; Piciformes; Indicatoridae.